Messenger RNA from Trypanosoma cruzi, 1746 nucleotides. RefSeq lists its product as uncharacterized. Lineage: Eukaryota; Euglenozoa; Kinetoplastea; Trypanosomatida; Trypanosomatidae. The transcript has a single exon. The record is from RefSeq and is a predicted model, not a curated record. Gene Ontology annotation, molecular function: nucleic acid binding. The coding region runs from base 1 to 1746 and encodes 581 amino acids.
AUGUGGCCAAGGGUGCAUGGUUCCGGAAUGGCUCCGUCGGGUGGGGGAAGAGGGAGUGUGCCAGACGCUGCAGCAACAUCCUCUGCAACGUUCUCGUCAUCAUCAUUUGCCUCUCACUCUGAGCCUCCGAAACUGCAUCUCCCAGAACUGUCGAAGGAUUCGGGGCUAUCGCUAACCCGCACAAUUUUUAUUAAAAAUGUGCCGCCAACUGUGGACAACAGUCAUAAAUUACUGCCCUUUGUACCAAGUGUGGGGCUUGUCUCACUGCGGGUGAAACGGACUGGUGGCCGCGAUGUUGGGUUUGCCGAGUACAACACGGCGGAUUCUGCUUACCGAGCCCUGCAAUGGUUUUAUAGACUGGAAGUGACAGCGGGCAUUGCAUUCAACUGUUUUCCUCGUAUGCUGCAAAAAUGGACUCCCAUUCCGCCAAGAUUUCGAUAUCCGGUUCCCUACGAUGAGUACAACCACUGCGCCGGAGAUCCCACCCGCUCCACGGAGCUUCUUCUGAACAGCGUCAUUCUCAUAGCGGAGUGGUCCGUCAGUUCCCCGACGUGUCGCCCAGGCUCUGAUUCUUCCGUCAUGUCUCUUCAGCCACCGUCGCCUAACUAUUAUCACUUUUUUGUUCAGAAGCCGAUGGAGUUUAUACCACAGGCGACACUACAACUGCCGCGCUUUGUCAUUCAAUCAUCCCCUGUGAGCCAUUGUGUGGGCUUCACUGCAGUGACGACGAUGCCCCAAUGGGCUAAGGGGCCGGUUAUUCCCUCCAAUAUCAUAUAUUGUAAGCCCUCUGGGGAAUUCAUAGCGGCGGGAAACACCAAUGAAUGCAGUGGCUCAGCAGCGGGGUGCCCACUGAAGAGCAGGAGGAAUAUACAGCGCACGGCCUCGGCUGGAAACCAUCCACGGGCAUUUGAAAAUGGACAUUUUCGGUGCCAAGGGGAUGCUGUGGCAUCUCCUCUACACGUUAAGCCCCAGUUAUCACAGGAUGAUAAGGCCUCCCAAAGAGGUGUAUUGGAUUCCACCAUUGCAUCCGCGGUGCUGGAUGACAAGGAACUUCCCAGUAGUACACUGUUAGUGAGGGUCCUAAGCCCUGGUGAGCGACGUCGUCGGGAGUUUUUAUUGUCUUUGAGGGGUCUGGGCAUUUCUUUUCUAAGCGAGCCAGGGAACAUUGGUGAGGCGAGUGAGGCCACUGAAGUUUCUUCAUGCUUCCAAAGUCAGGAGUCAUGGGAGAAGCAACAACAGAAAGAUAUGCGGCAAGUGAAAUACUCUUCCGAGGAGUGGUCGUGUUUUCAUCAUCGGCACCAUCUUUGUAUGGAGCGAAAGUUACGUGAGGAGCCGCUUACCCAGUAUACGGCGGACGCGAAGACACUGAAGGCGGCGGAUUUACCGCAUUUCUCCGAUAAAGAAGAGCCAAUGUGUGAUGAAUUGGUAUUUGAUGGGGCACCGAUAUUGCCAUCAUUAUUAUCGUCAGUUGCUUACUGCGGAGACAGCGAUACUGAAAGUGCAAUUGUGAAGUUGCUGUUGAGACGCAGCUUUUUCUCGGAGCGCUUUGCUGGGUUUUAUUCCUUUGUGCCAUACUACAAAUGGGCCGGAUUUGUGCGGUUUGAGAAGACAGCAGAUGCGCGACGGUGUCUGCUGUGGUUAAGGCGGAACCCGGAUUUGGCGCCCUUAAUUGACGUGCAGUUUGCGCGCAAAGAUACAAGGCGAUAUCGUUCUCACAAGGGCCGAAUGAAGGCAAUUUCCCUUUGA